AAUAAUUUUGUUUGGAAAUGAUAAAUCUAAUAUGUUUGGAUAAAACUGUAUUGGAAGGAGAUAUACUAUACAAGUAGAUGAGCUUGAGGUUGAGGGUGUAUCAAACCCUAUCUGCCGUCCAAUGUAAAGCAGUAGUAAACGUGCAAAGGCCCAACACGCCGAUACCCCAAGGUCCAAAAGCAUCACCAUCUCAAACUCAAUUCCUGCGAACUUCUUCUUGAUCGCACAAAAAUCCACCCAAAGCUUCGUUCUCUCCACCCAAAGACAUCGGAAAACCAUGCCGUCCCCCACUUCCCUUUCCUCCACGAAGAGACUUCUCCACUUCUUCCUCCUCCUCCUCCUCGUGGGUUCCGCCCUCGCCCGGAACCGCCACGUCAUCACCUUCGGCUCCCCGGGCCUCGCCCCGGUCGGUCUCGCCUGGGACCCUACCGCCCAGCACUUCCUCGUCGGCUCCCGCCUCCGCCCCGCCGUCUCCUCCGUCUCGGACGCUGGCGUCGUCGAGACCCUCCUCUCCGAUCCUCUCCUCCCCCCAGACUCCUCUGCCCCCGCCCUCGCCGUCGACAACCGUCGCCGCCGCCUCCUCGUCGCCUUCGCCCGCCCCGCCAGCCUAGCCGCUUACGACCUCCGAUCUCCCCGCCCCCACCGCCGAAUCUUCUCCUCCUCCCUCCCGGACCCCGCCGCCGUCCCUGGAGGCAUCGCCAUGGAUUCCACCACCGGGGACGCCUUCGUUACCAGCGCUACCGGGAACCUGAUCUGGAAGGUAGAUCUUGAUGGGAAUCCAACCGUCUUCUCCAAAUCGCCGAUCUACUUCCCACAGGAGUCCGCCGGCGAUGAGGAUCGGCCGGAGGCCGCGACGGCAGAGGGGGGAUUGGGAGGUGUGGCGCACGUGAGCUGGGGUUUCCUGCUGGCGGUGCAGGGGAGCACGGGGAGGGUGUUCAAGGUGGACGCGGAGUGGGGUGCAGCGCGCGCAGUGACGGACGCCGGGGCGAAAAAGGGGCUGGCGACGGAGGCGGAGGGGGUGGCGGUGAGGAGCGACGGGGGGGUGGUGGUGGCCGGAGGGAGGGCGGCUCGGUGGCUGACGAGCCAGGAUGGGUGGGCGGUGGCGGCGGUGUACGACGAGGCGGCGGUGGAGGAAGGGCGGGCGAGAGCGGUGGCGGUGCGGGAGGGGAGGCGGGUAUACCUCCUGGUGACGCCGGAGGAAGAAGAAGACGGGGGUAAUGGGAAGGGCGAUGAUGGAGGGUAUGAGGGGAAGAGGAAUAGAAUAGAAGAGGUGGAGUGGAGGAGGGAAAGCGAAGAGGACAUGGUGUGGGUGUUGGUGCUGGUGGGAUUGGGCCUGGCUUAUUUCUUCUACUGGAGGUUUCAGAUGGGGCAACUGGUCACCAACAUGAACAAGAAAAGGGCAUGAACAAGUUAAGGGGAAGGUAGAGAGAGUGUGUACAACUAUAUAUUACAUUCAAGUUAUCAUUUCUUUCUUAGUUAUUGGAUAGGAAUGUUCCACAUUUUUUGUUUUCAUGAUCUAUGAUCUUUGCUAAGACUGUCAUGGUAGUGAUUGAUGAAUUCUUUUGCCUUUUCAGUUUUUCUUUACCACUCCUUUUUGAGGUUAAAUGGAUGGAACUACCCUUUGGAUAUAUGUUAACACCUUCUCUUUCUUUA
Messenger RNA from Elaeis guineensis (African oil palm), 1653 nucleotides. RefSeq lists its product as uncharacterized. Lineage: Eukaryota; Viridiplantae; Streptophyta; Magnoliopsida; Arecales; Arecaceae. Gene Ontology annotation, cellular component: endoplasmic reticulum. Gene Ontology annotation, molecular function: protein binding. The record is from RefSeq and is a predicted model, not a curated record.